This is a messenger RNA of Caenorhabditis angaria, 2996 nucleotides long. NCBI's taxonomy places the organism in Eukaryota, Metazoa, Nematoda, Chromadorea, Rhabditida, Rhabditidae. The record is from the annotation of a GenBank genome assembly.
AUGAACAUUUCACAAUGUGCAACUUGGCCAAUAACACCAAAUUGCGAUAAGGUACUGUAAUUUUCAUAUUUGUGCUCUGAUUUUCAAUUUUAAAAAAAUUCAGGUGUUAUCCACGACGAUCUACUCAUUUUUUAUAAUUGCUAAUAUUUUUGUGGUUUUUUGGCCGAAUCGAAGAAAUGCUUAUAAUCGAAUGGGUAUGUUGGGAAAAUUUUGUUGGGAAAAAAUUUUUCACAAAAAAAUAAACACACCUCGAAUAUCCUGUUGUGAGCCAGCAUACAAUUUCAAGAAAAAAAAAAUCAAAUUUUAAUAUUUUUGAAUUCAAAACUGGAUCUCUAGACGGGAUUGCUUGAAAACUAGGCUCUCUAGACGCUGAUCCUUGACAAUUGAAAUUUCUAGGCUCGGCUACUUGACAACUAGAUUUUCUAGGGUUGUCUAGUUGGCAUUCAAGCUCUCAAGGCUCCAUGAGUCAAAAAUCCUCUCAUAAUAUUCAGAGUAAGAAUUAGACAUUCAGAGGAACAUUUUUAGUUUAGAAAACCAUCUUCUUAGCCCAGAUAUGAAAAAAAAAAUGAAAAUAAAAAUAAAAUAAAUUAUUUUUCACGUGACCCACAUGAAUUUAUUUAUAUUCCACCUCCAUCUCAUUUUCCAAAUCAUUUCUCAUUUUCAGAAGAACCCGAAACCACCUCUUCCCAUAGUAGAUCUCAAAAUAUUUCCUUCUCAAUAAUCCUCUCAAUAUGUGCCAUUUUCAUCGUCAUUUGCCAAUCAAUUUUCUAUUUCGCAUUUACAUUCUAUUUUCAUGGCUAUAAUUUAUUGUUGCUCAUUUAUUGCUCCUCAAAAUUGGUAGGUUCCUAAAAGACUUUUAAAUUUUCAAAUAGAUUCUAAAUCUCAAAAUUUGCAGCUUUUCUGGAUAUUCUCUCUAUGCUCAUUAUCAAAAUACCGUAUGCUUGGACACGUUCCAAUUUCGCUGGCUCUCGCAUUUUCCAUUGCAUUUUUCAUCGAUUUAAUCCCCCUCACAGCAUGGGAUAUAUUUUUUGAUAUAAAGUAAGUUCUCAGGAUUUUUUUUGUAUCUGGAAAUGUAUUAUUCAGUGCUCGCAAAAAAGGAGACCUCGUUUUCUAUAUAAUCGAGCUCGUUCUUGUUUUUCUGGUUUUCGCAUUUUCAAUGAUUUCUCCAUUAUUGAAACGAGGCGAAAGUUCAACGGAUCCAAGCAAUGCAUCGGCCUGGAAUAAUAUGUCGAAGAAAAUUGUGAUGGUUGCACCGUAUGUUUGGCCGACGAAAUCAAUUUAUUUGCAAUUGAAAGUUGUGAUUUGCUUGUUUUUGUUGGUUGCUGGAAGAUUGAUUAAUGUUGCGUUGCCAGUUUUUAGCAAAUGGAUUGGUAAGAAUUCAGAGGGGUGAUAAAAUGUGAAAAAAAAGCAAUUCCGCAAUUGUGCGUGAACUAAUUAUAAAUAAGUCUGAAGUUUAUUUUUUAAAAUUAUGAACUCUCGCUCGUUAUUUUAAUUUUGUUCAGCUGUGAUUUUUUGAAAAUUCAAAAUUUUGGUUGUAAAAAUCCACGUGGAAUUUUCAACAUUUCUAGGCUUUGUGUUAAAAAUUUUAAAAUCUAAAUUAACAAGUUCAAAUCUCUGGUGACGUCAUAAAUAUGAUAUUUCGUUCAAGUUUAUUUUUAUCAUAAAAUUUUCGAAACAUUAAAUUUUUUCCACAAAAAAAAUAUCAAAUCAGAUAUGAGCAAUGAAAAGUCAGAAAAAAAACUCAAGAGAUUCCGAACUUUUAAAUUUUUUUUGACAAAUCCAGCAAAAUAUCCUACUCAAUAUUCAACCACAUUUUUCCAGUCGAUGAAUUGACCACCCCUGACUCGUUCAAUUAUUGGUUGAUCAUAAUCGCAACAGUUCUCAAAUUCUUGCAAGGAAAUGGCGCGAUGGGUGGAUUUUUAAACACAGUCCGAUCAUAUCUUUGGAUCCCAAUUCAACAAUACACAACUAGAGAAUUAGAAGUGCAAUUGUUCACACAUCUUCAUUCUUUGAGUCUUCGCUGGCAUCUUUCCAGAAAAACUGGACAUGUUUUGAGGGUUAUGGAUCGAGGAACUAGUUCGGUUAACAGUAUUCUGAAGUUAGUUGUGUUUCAAAUUUUGAAAAAACAAAAUAAGAUUCUCUUUUGCAGUUAUAUUCUUUUCAAUAUUGUUCCAACAAUUGCUGAUAUCACAAUUGCUGUUAUAUUUUUCUUUUCGACUUUCAGUUGGCAAUUUGGAAUUAUAGUUUUGGUUACAAUGGUCCUUUAUUUAGUUUUCACAAUUAUGAUCACUGAAUGGCGCACGAAGUUUUUGCGAGAAUCUAACGAAAAAGAUAAUAUUAGCAGUGCAAUUGCAACAGAUUCUCUUCUCAAUUAUGAAACAGUAAAAUAUUAUGGAAAUGAGGAAUAUGAAGUGAAAAGAUUCAGAGAUUCAAUCGAAGCUUUCCAACUUCUCGAAUGGAAAUCUCAAGCAUCUCUCGCUUUUCUCAACUUUCUUCAAAAUUCGAUUAUUGGAGUUGGAAUGAUGAUUGGAUCACUUUUAGUUGUUUAUAUGGUUGUUCAUGAGAAAACUAUGACUGUAGGUUGACCUUCUGUGCCCAGAAGUCCCAGGACUUCUUGAAUAAUUUUUUGGUUUUAGGUUGGAGACUAUGUUCUAUUCACAACAUAUUUAUUACAACUUUACACGCCUCUCAACUUUUUUGGAACAAUUUAUCGAGUUAUUCAAAAAGCAUUUGUUGAUAUGGAAAAUAUGUUCGAUUUGAUGGAUGAAGAUGUCGAAGUUAUUGAUAUUCCAAAUGCAAUUCAAUAUAAUCCAUCGGACGGUCGAAUUGCUGUCAAUAAUUUGUCCUUUGAAUAUAAUUCUGGAAUUCCAGUUCUCAAUGAUAUUAGUUUCGAAAUUGGAAAAGGACAGACUGUGGCUUUGGUGAGUAAUAUGACGCGCGAAUAUGUACAUUUGAACACGCGCCAACCUCAAAAUAUGAGACAUCUGUGCACAUGA